Messenger RNA from Suncus etruscus (white-toothed pygmy shrew), 1186 nucleotides. RefSeq names its product cell cycle exit and neuronal differentiation 1 (gene CEND1). Bases 130 to 555 code for a protein of 141 amino acids. The record is from RefSeq and is a predicted model, not a curated record. Gene Ontology annotation, biological process: radial glia guided migration of cerebellar granule cell; cerebellar granular layer maturation; cerebellum development. NCBI's taxonomy places the organism in Eukaryota, Metazoa, Chordata, Mammalia, Eulipotyphla, Soricidae. The transcript is spliced from 2 exons.
CGCGCGCCCUGGUCCCCGGGACGCCAGAGCCCGGAGCGCCGGCCCAGCCAGAGCAGCCAGAGCAGCAGCCGCCGCAAGCGUAGGAUGCCCAGGGCUGAGCUGUGAGUCGCUGCCCACUGCCCGUGCGCCAUGGAGUCCCGAGGGAAGCCGGCCAGCAGCCCCAAGCCCGACGCCAAGGUGCCCCCAGCCGAGGCCAAAGCCCCCGCAGCUGCCGACGGGAAGACCCCAGCGGCGGCCAAGCCUGGGAAGAAGGAGGCGCCGGAGCAGCCGGCAGCCCCUGCCGCCCCACUGCCCUCCAAGAAGCCCCCGGCCAAGGUGGACCCGGGUCUCCUGAACAACCACAGCAACCUGAAACCGGGCCCCGCGGCCCCCAGCACCUCCGACUCCACCCCUGAGCCCAAGGGACCUGGUGAUGGUGCUGAGGAGGAGGAGGCAAGCAGCGGACGCCGAGGCCCCUUCGAGAACUUGACGCCGAUGCUGGUGGCUGGGGGUGUGGCUGUGGCCAUGGCCGCUGUGGUCCUGGGAGUGGCACUGCUGGUGGCCCGGAAAAAGUGACCGCAGGGGUCCGGCCGGGGUGCAGCCCCGACCUGUACAGUCCGGGGUUCUUGUGCAUGCGAGCCCACGCCCAGCUCCGUCCACCCUACCUAAAUAGCAGCAGAGAGACCCCCAGUGACACGGGCCAGACCCCCGACUUCCCUCUCAGUCCCGCUGGCAGAGGGGCCACCUGAGCAGGUGGCCCUCAGGGCUGGCAGGGGCCCUCCAGGGACAGGGCUGGGUCCAGUCUCCCCACAUCAGCUCAGCUGAGAGCAGGGUAUCUGGUGGGGUGACAGCUCUGUCCCCAUCAGCGCCACUGCAGCUCCGCCGGCCAGGCCACACACUGACCCGCUUGCACCAAUAGCCCUUCCCUGCAUCUAGACCCUGGUCCCAGGACCCUGCCAGAGUCCGCCCACCGCCCUGGCAUCACUUAUGUCCCAAGCGUAUAAAUGCAAUAACAGGUAGAAUAGAAUCGAGAGGUGCCAGCACCCCUGUGUCCGUGGCCCCGGCCCCCACCCCCACCCUGUGCCAGUGCCUGGAGUGCCCAGGGCCGCAGCGGCCAGCUAUGGGGGGUGGGCAGCGGAUCCGUUAAGGCCGCCAGGCUGGUGGCCGCGGGGAAGCUGUGUCUGGAAUAAACUCCCGUCCAAAGGCC